This is a messenger RNA of Myotis myotis, 1213 nucleotides long. Its product is annotated as keratin-associated protein 7-1. NCBI's taxonomy places the organism in Eukaryota, Metazoa, Chordata, Mammalia, Chiroptera, Vespertilionidae. The coding region runs from base 641 to 904 and encodes 87 amino acids. The transcript has a single exon. The record is from RefSeq and is a predicted model, not a curated record.
UGGCGGGGCUCACGGCGACUGACAGCCGGAUUGCACGUUCCCCAUGAAAACACACGCUGCCAACGAGGCCUCACGGCCGAGCACCCCUGUCGGCGGCUGGACCAGCUGAGGGUUCGUGCGGGACGGGACGCUCUAAGCAUUAGCAGAUGCUGCAGAGGGGACGGCGACGCGACCAAAGGACGGGUUCAGAGCGACCGCCAGUCCCGCCAGGACAGCCCCAGCCCCACAGCCUCCGCCCCUCCUCCCCGGGUCGGAGCGGAGAGUCCUCCCUCCAGGAGCUCCGUGCACACGCGGGCGGCCCGCGGGCUUUGUGUGACUCGCGGGCAGAGUGUGGAGAGGCUGGGCGAGCCCAGGGGACUCUCGGGCAGACUCUGUGGACAGCGCUGCCGUGGCCGACGCCCCGCUGAUGACACGGCACAUUCCUCUGCGGACGAAGCCACAGGAAUGCGGGCGCGGAGUCGCGGCUGCUUGAUGUGCGUUUUACUAGCAACCCGGGAGCUGUUUGUGCAGAUCAGUGGCUGCUGUCCAGCUGGCGUGCCCACCCCGGCCCGGGGUAUAAAAGGCCCUGCGCCGCCACCAGCCUCAUCCCACCGGCACCCGCUCUCCGCCGUCCACGUCCACCGGACCUGCUCUCGCCACCAUGACGCGCUUCUUCUGCUGCGGCAGCUACUUCCCCGGCUACCCCUGCUACGGCACCAACUGGCACGGGACCUACCGCGCCACCCCCCUGAACUGCGUGGUGCCCCUGGGCUCGCCCCUCAACUACGGGCAGGGCUGCACCGGCUACGGCUCCCUGGGCUACAGCUUCGGCGGCAGCAACUUCGGGAACCUGGGCUGCGGCUACGGCGGCAGCUGCUGGCGGCCCUGGGGCUCCGGCUCCGGCUUCGGCUACAGCACCUACUGAGGCCCAGGGCCGGGGGCACCCCGGACGCCCUGGGACACCCCGGGACACAGAGCCCCCCGCAGAGCAACGCCUGUCCCGCCUGUGGACGUGCUGACCACGCCGAGGUCUGGUCUCCGAGGAGGCUGAGCCACAGCCACAGGCGCUGGACUGGUCCCUGCAGCUGAGGCCGCCGGGCGCCCUCCCGGCCGGGACCGGGGCAGGGAAGUGCGGGCUUGGCUCUUGGGUGACUUCCCCGGUGUCCCUGCUGGCACCCGGGCGGGUAGGAGGGUUGCGCUGUCGUCUCUAAUAAACCUCACUCUUUCCGCAUGA